CACAGUUUAAUUUCCAAGCAUUCUCUCAACGCUUUCAAGAUGAAGUACUCAUCGACAGUUUUGUGUGCGGCUUUCGCUGUCACUGGUGUCUACUCUCACGCCGUCGUCACUAUGAUCUACGGUGCCAAUGGUUAGCCAUAAAUCUUUGGAAGGUUUGCAAUACAGCACUAACAUUAUAUCAGGUGUUGACAUGGCCGGUUUGACUGUCGUUGACAACACUCCACGUGAUUGUCCUUCCGCUGGAUGUGGUGCUCAGGAUGAUACUGCUACCAUCAGAACAAACGAGAUGGGCACAAGUAAGGCAACCGCUUUGGGCAGAAGUAAGGCAAGCGGACCAAUUACACCAAACAGAAUGGUGGCCAACUUCAUGGGUGGUGCUGGUACGUUCAAGAUCGUGACAACACAUAAUCUAUUACUAACAUUUCACAGCAAACAAGACUGCCCGUGCUAUCCACGAGCAGAUGAACCUUUACAAACGUGAUAUGUUGGGUGAUCUCAUGAGUUUGGCAGCAGGUGGUGCUGGUGGUGCUGCAGGUGGUGCAGGUGGUGCAGGUGCCAACUCUGUCAAGACCCCAGCAGGUACAAAGGAGACUGGUAAGUCUUUCAAAGGUUCCUCUCUUUUCGACAAAUUUUGAAAUUCGAAGUACUCGUAAACUCGAAUCCCUUUGCAAUUUGCACUUGCCCUAGUUUGAGAAUUCUGGAAUACACAUACUGACUCCAAUCUAGGUAUGGCAGGAACUGCUGGUAUUGGUGCCACAAAAGGUCUGCCAACCGCCAGUGCGUCCGGCGAGAUUACCAUGACCAUUCAUCAGUGCAAUCAGGAUGGUGCUGGUCCAUUCAAUGCCGCCAUUGAUCCUACCUCGGGUGGAACCGACCCAGCAGCAUUCAAGACCGCACAGGUUACCCAGAACGUUCCAGGUAUCGCAGCUGGUAUCUCAGCAGCCACUACCACCGAUUAUAAAGUCAAGGUUCAAAUGCCACAGGGUAAGCUAGUUUAAAUUCUCCACUUCUGAACUCUCGCUUACAGCCCUAGGUAUGGUAUGCUCUGGUACCGUUGAUGGUGUAGGAAACGCCUGCAUCGUCAGAAUGUCCAACAUGACCCCAGCAGGCCCAUUCGGAGGAGCCGCUAUGUUCACUCAGACCAAUGAAGCAAAGAAGCGUGCUAUUGAGUACAACCUCAACAAGCGCCGCAUGGCACGAGGCAAGACCCCAUCUACCGUUUAAGCAUCUUUGUCUGCCAUCUUUGAUACUGGAUCUUUGGACUUGCAAACUUUAUGAUAUACACGAACCGCGAUGUUUUAUGUAGCCUUUCAUUUCAUUGUUCAUACUUCUUGGUGGUGUGGUAUGGGCGGCCUGGUUGCAUCUUGUUGAAGAUUUUCAUUGAAUCGGGAAAACAGGUACCGGGAAUUCAGUUUUAGCUAGUCUAAAAUAAAA
Molecule: messenger RNA, 1434 nt
Organism: Hymenoscyphus albidus
Lineage: Eukaryota; Fungi; Ascomycota; Leotiomycetes; Helotiales; Helotiaceae
Source: the annotation of a GenBank genome assembly